AGCGAGAGACAGAGAAGGAGCGAGCGAGAGAGAGAGAGGAGCCGCGAUCGCGUUUCAGGGGCAGCACAUUCCGCAGGAACCGCUGCUGCAGAAACACACACAGGCAGAGAAAGGAGGUCAUUGCAAGCAAAGGGGGGAAAACCUGCAUCGGAGGUUGCAACAGACUUUCUUAUAAGGAUGUACCAGUAUCAUCACGAAUGAAUCCCUUCUACCUUUCCAUAACGGUAAAGUAAUUGGAAGUUUCAAUCAGCAGGUAUUUCCCUGCCUUUUCUGACUUGGGAUGGAUAUUUUUGAGAUGCAUCCAAGUAGAAUGUGGAAUCCUUUGAUUUGUGUUUGAGGUGUGAACAACCUCUGAAAGAUCUUGGAAAAGGAUAAGGAGGAACCUCUAUGGGUAACCCUUGGCUGGAAACAAUUACUGGUCAACCAUGGUAAAACUUGCCAACCCUCUUUAUACGGAGUGGAUUCUUGAAGCUAUACAGAAAGUUAAAAAGCAAAAGCAAAGGCCUUCUGAAGAGAGAAUAUGUCAUGCUGUUUGUGCUUCCCAUGGAUUAGAUAAGAAGACUGUUUCAGAACAGUUGGAACUUAGUGUUCAAGAUGGUUCUAUUCUUAAAGUUACCAACAAAGGCCUUGCAUCCUACAAGGACCCAGAUAAUCCUGGACGGUUUUCAUCUGUUAAACCUGGCACUAUUCCUAAAUCUGUUAAGGGAUCUAGAGGAGCUUGUAAUGAACUUCGUAAUGUGGAUUGGAAUAAACUCUUGAGAAGAGCAAUUGAAGGGCUUCAAGAACCAAAUGGCUCCUCCCUGAAAAACAUAGAGAAGUAUUUGAGAAGUCAGAAUGACCUAGCAAAUAUUUUCAACAAUCCUGCCUUUCAGCAGAGAUUGCGUCUGGGGGCCAAACGUGCUGUGAACAACGGGAGAUUACUGAAGGAUGGACCUCAAUAUAGAGUGAAUUAUGGCAGUUUGGAAAGCAAAGGAGUUCCAAAAUACUCCAGCACUUUCCCAGCUUCUCUUCCACCUGUUAGCCUUCUACCGCAUGAAAAAGACCAGCCACGAGCUGAUCCCAUCCCGAUAUGUAGCUUUUGUUUGGGAACGAAAGAAUCAAAUCGUGAGAAAAAACCAGAAGAGCUGUUGUCUUGUGCAGACUGUGGAAGCAGUGUGAACACUGAUAACAUGCUUUUUUGCGACUCCUGUGAUAGAGGGUUCCACAUGGAGUGCUGUGACCCACCACUUUCCCGAAUGCCAAAAGGGAUGUGGAUUUGCCAGGUCUGUAGACCAAAGAAGAAAGGGAGAAAGCUACUUCAUGAGAAAGCUGCCCAAAUAAGGCGACGAUAUGCAAAACCUAUUGGACGACCGAAAAAUAAACUAAAGCAACGAAUGUUGUCUGUAACCAGUGAUGAAGGAUCCGUGAAUGCAUUCACAGGAAGGGGGUCACCUGGUAGGGGUCAAAAGACUAAAGUCUGUACCACACCUUCAUCUGGUCAUGCUGCAUCUGUGAAGGAUUCAAGCAGCAGAUUGCCUGUUACAGACCCCACUCGGCCUGGUGCCACCACCAAAAUCACCACCACCUCCACCUACAUAUCUGCCUCUACACUUAAAGUUAACAAGAAAACCAAAGGGCUCAUUGAUGGCCUUACUAAGUUCUUUACACCAUCACCUGAUGGUCGCAGAUCACGAGGUGAAAUAAUAGACUUUUCAAAGCACUAUCGUCCAAGGAAAAAGGUCUCUCAGAAACAGUCAUGCACUUCUCUUGUGUUGGCUACAGGUACCACACAAAAGCUAAAACCUCCACCUUCUUCACUUCUACCCCCAACCCCCAUCUCUGGUCAGAGCCCCAGUUCACAAAAAUCCAGCACUUCCACUUCUUCUAACUCUCCCCAAAGUUCUUCCAGUCAGUCAAGUGUACCCUCCUUUAGUAGCCUUCCUAAUAACAGUCAGUUAAAGGGACUCUUUGAUGGACUCUCUCAUAUCUAUACCACUCAGGGACAGUCUCGAAAAAAGGGACACCCAAGCUAUGCACCACCCAAACAUUUGCGUCGUAAACCAGAAUUAUCUUCCACAUCAAAAUCUAAUAGCUGUUUCUAUGGAAAGAAAGAGGUUGGGAGCAGGUUUAUUUCUCAUGCCUGUACCUCUGGAUGGGGUGUGUCUAGAGGACAUGCUUUUAAAGCAAUUGCUCACCUCAAGAGAACAACUUUCCUUAAAAAGCACAGGAAUCUAGGCAGAUUAAAGUAUAAAGUGACCCCUCAGAUGGGGACCCCCUCACCAGGGAAGGGGAGCUUGGCAGACGGAAGGAUUAAACCUGAUCAGGAUGAUGAUACUGAAAUCAAACUAAGCAUCAAACAAGAAAAUACGGAUGUAUUUCUGGUGGGAAUCAAGGAUACUGUUACACAGGAGGAUUUGGAAGUAUUUAAGCAGGCUCGAGAACUUUCCCUGGAGAAACUUGGAUGUAAAAGCACUGGUGAAACAAGUGGGCGAUACCCUUCAGUGAUUGAAUUUGGAAAAUAUGAGAUCCAGACCUGGUACUCUUCACCUUACCCACAGGAAUAUGCAAGAUUACCAAAGCUUUACCUGUGUGAAUUCUGUCUUAAAUACAUGAAAAGUAAAAACAUUUUGUUAAGGCACUCAAAGAAAUGUGGCUGGUUUCAUCCUCCAGCCAAUGAAAUUUACAGAAGAAAUGACCUUUCAGUAUUUGAGGUUGAUGGAAAUGUGAGCAAAAUUUAUUGUCAGAAUCUUUGUUUGCUAGCUAAGCUCUUUCUGGACCACAAAACGUUGUAUUAUGAUGUAGAACCAUUCCUCUUCUAUGUCCUUACAAAAAAAAAAAAAAAAAAAUGUCAUCACUGGUCUGGUGAAAAGCUUUGCCAGCAGAAGUACAAUGUCUCCUGCAUAAUGAUCAUGCCCCAAUACCAAAGGCAAGGAUUUGGAAGGUUUCUCAUUGAUUUCAGCUAUUUACUUUCUAGAAGAGAGGGUCAAGCAGGAUCCCCUGAAAAACCAUUGUCUGAUCUGGGUCGUCUCUCAUACUUGGCUUACUGGAAAAGUGUCAUAUUAGAAUAUCUUAACUGCCACCAUGAAAAACAAAUCAGCAUCAAAGGAAUGAGUCGAGCUACUGGAAUGUGUCCACAUGAUAUUGCCACAACCCUGCAGCAACAUAGAAUGAUAGAUAAAAGAGAAGAUAGAUUUGUAAUUAUUAGAAGGGAAAAGCUGAUUUCAAGUCAUAUGGAGAAACUGAAAGCGAAUCCACGUAUCAAUGAAGUAGAUCCUGAAAGCUUGAGAUGGACUCCUUUGUUAGCUUCUAAUGCUGCAGUUUCUGAAGAAGAGAGAGAAGCAGAAAAGGAGGCUGAGCGUCUGAUGGAACAAGCUAGCUGCUGGGAAAAGGAAGAGCAAGAAAUAUUCUCCACAAGAACUAAUAGUAGGCAAUCACCUGCAAAAGUACAAUCUAAAAAUAAAUAUUUGCGAUCUCCAGAAAGUGUGGCAGUGGUGGGGGAGCGAGGGCAAUCCACAGACCAAUCUAAGGAAAGCAGCGAGGAGGAUGGCGGGGAUGAGAAUCAACAGAGUUCACCUCCCCGGCUGACAAAGCCACAGUCACUGGCCCUAAAAAGAAAGAGACCUUUCAUACUGAAAAAGAAAAGGGGCCGUAAACGCAGAAGGAUUAACAGCAGUGUUACAACAGAGACAAUUUCGGAAACAACAGAAGUGUUGAAUGAGCCAUUUGAUAACUCGGAUGAAGAGCGUCCCAUGCCUCAGCUGGAACCUACCUGUGAGAUGGAUGGGGAGGACGAUGACUUGAAGCCUGUGAUUAGAAAAGCUUUUGAGUAUCAACCUGGGCAGCAGAAACAGGAGAAGGAGGAAGAAGAGCAGAACAAGGAGGAGAAAGACAUUCAUUGUUACAGGAGUGAUGACAGUUGUACAAGUAAUACAGAGGCUGUAGCUGUGUUGGAAGAAAGCACUAAAGACAAUCUCGAACCUUUAAAGAGUAAGCAGGGUUGGCCCAAAGGAGUUAAGCGUGGUCCCUCUAAAUGGAGGCAAAGCAAAGAAAGAAAACCUGGCUUUAAGUUAAACUUAUACACUCCACCUGAGACUCCUAUGGAGCCUGACUAUCAGGUGAUGGUGGAGGAACAAAAGGAAGUUGCUGAAGACAAGCCCUGCUCAGUUCCUGCUGUUAUGGAGGAAGUGAUUAAAAAGCCUGUUGAAGUAUUACCACCACCCAGUGAUGAGGUAAAAGAGGUAGAACCUGAACCUCUGUGUCCACCCAGUGAACCAUUUGAAAAACAAGAAAAUGAUACCAUGAAAGCUGGGGAAGAAGAAAGGAAUGUAGAAGAAAGUGGAAUCAAUUUAAAAGAUCAAGAAAAAGACAAAGGAGGAGAGAUGUUUUUGCAAAAAGAGGAAUCUGUGCAUUUGGAUGAUCAGGAGGAGGAGGAGGAAGAUGAUGAAGAACCUUCUCACAAUGAGGAUCAUGAUGCAGACGAUGAAGAUGAUAGCCACAUGGGUUCAACAGAAGUGGAGAAAGAGGAAAUGCCUGGUGAAGCUUUCAAAGAAAUGCUGGAAACUCAGCAAUCUUUUUUAGACGUAAAUGUUCAAACUGGUAAUUCAAAUCAGGAAGACUUAAUGGAAUGUGGUGUUGACCUUGCAGCUGAUGAGUGUGAAAGUGGCCAGAAAGAACUUGCUACAGAUUCAGACCCAGUGCCUGAAUCUGAUGAUGAUCAUACAGAUAACAACCCGGACCAAAAAGCUGGAGAAGAAUCACAUUCCGAAUUCAAGGGAGAGAGUACUGAGACCAUGGAGAUUGAUUCAGAGACUGUUCAAGCAGUACAGUCUCUAACCCAAGAAGCCAGUGAACAUGAAGAUACGUUUCAGGACUGUGCAGAGACUCAAGAGGCCUGUAGAAGUUUGCAAAACUAUGCCCAUAAUGACCAAAGUCCCCAAAUGACCACGCUGGAUGAUUGUCAGCAGUCUGACCAUAGUAGCCCAGUUUCGUCUGUACACUCUCAUCCCAGCCAGUCAGUUCGUUCUGUUAAUAGUCCAAAUGUUGCUCCUUUAGAGAACAGCUAUGCUCAGAUCAGCCCAGAUCAAAGUGCCAUUUCUGUGCCGUCUCUACAGAACAUGGAGACCAGCCCAAUGAUGGACGUUCCCUCAGUUUCUGAUCAUUCGCAACAGGUUGUGGAUAGUGGGUUUAGUGACUUAGGGAGCAUUGAGAGCACAACAGAAAACUAUGAAAACCCAAGCAGUUAUGAUUCUACAAUGGGUAGUAGUAUCUGUGGAAACAAUUCUUCUCAAAACAGUUGCUCAUACAGUAGCCUUACAUCCAGUAACCUAACACAGAGUAGCUGUGCAGUGACACAGCAGAUGUCUAACAUUAAUGGAAGCUGCAGUAUGAUGCAACAAACAAAUAUCAAUUCCCCUCCCACAUGUAAUGUAAAAUCUCCCCAAGGCUGUGUUGUUGAAAGGCCUCCAAGCAGCAACCAACAGUUAUCCCAAUGCAGCAUGGCCGCUAAUUUUACCCCACCUAUGCAGUUAACUGAAAUCCCUGAGACUGGCAAUGCCAGCAUUGGAUUAUAUGAAAGAAUGGGGCAGAGUGAAUUUGGAGCAGGGCAUUACUCACAGCCAUCUGCCACCUUCAGCCUUGCCAAACUGCAACAGUUAACUAACACGCUUAUGGAUCAUUCUUUGCCUUACAGCCAUUCAGCUGCUGUAACUUCCUAUGCAAACAGUGCCUCUUUGUCCACCCCCUUAAGUAAUACAGGUCUUGUUCAGCUUUCUCAGUCUCCACAUGCUGUUCCUGGAGGGCCCCAAGCACAGGCUACCAUGACCCCGCCCCCCAACCUUACUCCUCCUCCCAUGAAUUUGCCACCUCCCCUUUUGCAGCGUAAUAUUACUUCAUCGAAUAUUGGAAUAUCCCACACCCAAAGACUGCAGACUCAGAUGGCCAGCAAAGGUCAUGUUUCUGUAAGAACCAAAUCCACGCCUCUGCCACCUGCUGCAGCAGCCCAUCAGCCACAAAUUUAUGGGCGUGCUUCACAGACUGUGGCCAUGCAAGGGCCCGCACGGACCUUAACGAUGCAGCGUGGUAUGAACAUGAGUGUAAAUUUGAUGCCAGCCCCAGCUUAUAAUGUCAAUUCAGUGAACAUGAAUAUGAAUACCCUUAAUGCUAUGAAUGGUUAUAGUAUGUCCCAGCCAAUGAUGAAUAGUGGAUAUCACAGUAAUCAUGGGUAUAUGAAUCAAACACCCCAGUACCCUAUGCAGAUGCAGAUGGGGAUGAUGGGAACUCAGCCAUAUGCACAGCAACCAAUGCAGACAGCACCCCACAGUAACAUGAUGUACACUCCUCCAGGGCAUCAUGGCUACAUGAAUACAGGCAUGUCUAAGCAGUCUCUUAAUGGAUCCUACAUGAGAAGGUAGGCCCUUUGGAGAGACAGACUACCAAACUGGCAUUUUGGAUUGAUCUGCACAAAUAUCUUUUGGAGAGUACGAUUUCAAAACCAGCAAUUGGUGUGAAUGCAAAAACAUUUGUUGGCACCAUAUAGAAGCUGUAUGCAGCAAAAGCCUUAUACAAGUUUUUCUUUUUUCUUUAUUUCUUGUUUUGUAUUUUGUUUCUUUUUGUUUGGUUGGGGUUUUUUUUGUGGGAUUUAACUUCUCUUCAUUGGGGGGAAUUAGGUGGUUUUCCAUUUUUUGUUUAUUUCAUUGAGCUUGAAGUUCUCUGGAAAGGAAGAACUCUUUCUAUGAACUGCAAUUACACAGCAGCUGAUGGUUCAGAGCCAUUUUAUGUGCCUGCUCCCAUUAAAAAUGUGGAUAAAUAGACUCCAAAACUAUCAGACAGUACUGGAUCGUGAGCUUUUUCUCUCCUUUCCCCACAUGUAAAUGCCUUUUAGCAGUUCUUUUAUUGUAUUAUUUUGUUUCUGAAGGUGACACUUCUGCAUGCCGCUAAUGUCUUUGUUAGUGACAGUGCAUUUUGUAGUACUGUACAAGUGUUGUGCUUAACAGUAAGCCAUUUCUUAAUUUUUUUGCCUUGAUUAGGUUACCCUAGUUUGAGGGGUAAAAAAAACAGAACUAUAUUUUUGUUAAUUAUAAAACUUGUAAAAAAUAAUUAAAAAAAAAAGCUGCAAAAGCUAUUCACAUUUUAGUUAGUUCAAAGGGUUUUAUUGCUGUAUGUUUAGUGUAAAGUUGAGACUUUUCCAUUUUUGUGACCAGUUUCUUUGGGGCUGGGGUAGGAAAAAAGGCAGCUUUCUGUUUUAUAAAUACUGUUACGGUUUUUUGUUGAUUGAAACAUCUCAGUGUUUAUUUGUCAAGUUUUGAAACAUUUUCAUAUAUGUCCAAAUACCUGGCAGGAUUAAAAAAAAGAAAGUAGUGAAUUUGGUGUAAAGUUGCUAUUUUAUGGAAAUGCCUCUAACUUUACAUUUUCAUUCCAUCUGUAGAUUUUUCUAUCUUUAUAAAAUAUUGGAGUUAUUUUUUAAGGGAAAAAAUAGAGCAGUAGCGUGUGAAUAGCUCAAACUAAGCUUACAGAUCGCAUGUAAAAAGGCAAAAGUUAUUUGUGUCUGUUUAUAUUGCUUCCUUUUUUGUAGCCUUUGUACCUGUACAGAGUGACUGUAAGGGCCGAACAGAAGAGGCUUGGUACAUGUAAAAAUAGGACCCAGUGACACUCUUGUAUUUAUCUGUUAUCUUUUUAGUCAGUCACUUAAAAAAAUACCCCACACACAAAAAACCCACCCAAGAAACAAAAAUAAAAACUACAAAAAAACAACACACACACAUACCCCAAGCUGUACAUUUUAACAUAAAAUAAAUUAUGAUGAGCCA
Molecule: messenger RNA, 7784 nt
Organism: Athene cunicularia (burrowing owl)
Lineage: Eukaryota; Metazoa; Chordata; Aves; Strigiformes; Strigidae
Gene: KAT6B
Product: lysine acetyltransferase 6B
Exons: 18
Coding region: 426-6389 (1987 amino acids)
Biological process (GO): regulation of DNA-templated transcription; nucleosome assembly
Cellular component (GO): MOZ/MORF histone acetyltransferase complex; nucleosome
Molecular function (GO): DNA binding; histone acetyltransferase activity
Source: RefSeq, a predicted model, not a curated record